Molecule: messenger RNA, 1471 nt
Organism: Penicilliopsis zonata CBS 506.65
Lineage: Eukaryota; Fungi; Ascomycota; Eurotiomycetes; Eurotiales; Aspergillaceae
Exons: 5
Coding region: 237-1430 (397 amino acids)
Biological process (GO): ubiquitin-dependent protein catabolic process
Cellular component (GO): cytoplasm
Molecular function (GO): ubiquitin conjugating enzyme binding; ubiquitin binding
Source: RefSeq, a predicted model, not a curated record
GGCCCGAUCACAUAAGCAGCAGUUCUGUCACGUGUCAGAACCAACGUCACUGCAGCGGAUCAUCACUGCAAGUGGCUGUUUAGAAGUGGGAUCACCCUGAAUUAUUUCUGCCUGCACGAGGAUUUGCUAUAAAGUAUUUACGGCCUCUCUCGGCCUCGUUGAACUUCCCUGUCUGGUUCAAUAUCACCCCGCGCAGACUCUACUACUCUGAAUAUACUACUGCUGGGUCAUACUUCAUGAUGGCCGAGGAAGACAAGACGGCGCCCAGCAAUAUCAUCCCGGCUGCGCUGAGUAGCCCUAGACCGGAAUCUCCUACGACUGCGCGACCUCUCGAUUUUGACGAUGAGCCCCAAGAGUCAGGUAUUACGACGGUACCUUCAACGACAGCGUCGCAGCCCCCCCCCGCUAAGCCGCCCCGGCCAUUGAGCCCACAACAGCAGGCCGAGAACACGCUCAAAGAAGCCUUUCCUACUAUAGAUGCUGGUGUCGUCAAGGCAGUGCUUGUCGCCAGUGGUUAUCAGGUGGAGCGGGCGUUCCAUGCUCUCCUCGGCAUGACCGACCCGAGCGCUCAGGAAGAGGUUGCGCCUCCGAAACCCCCGCGUCCAUCCCGGAUUCCGACAUCUACGACCCAGAGACAGUUGGAAGCCGAUGAACUAUAUGCUCGCCAACUUGCUGAACAUUACAAUUCUACCGGACGGCAUAUGCCGCCGCAGGAUGAUCGGUAUCCAAGGAGGGGAAGCGAAAACUCUGAAGAAAGAGAUUAUAGCUUCUUUGAUGAUGAUCUGCCUGUUAUUCGCGAGAACAUCCGCAAGGGCUUCUUAGAAACCCAGUCCAAAGUGAACACAUGGGUGCAGAAUCUUAAAAAAAGACUUGACGGAGAUGAUCUGGACGAUAUUCGGCGUUCGCAGCAGAGGCAAGAUGGCUCGCAGCCCUAUAAUACCCGGCCUAGACGCAGCGGCGACACGAGUCGUCGAGCCGGGGAUCGUAACCACUACGACGCAGACCCGCAACUUUUGGGUGACGAUUUCUCUGCACUUGAGCUGAGGGAUGAUGAAGCUCCUCCGCCGCGCCCAGCCAGACCCCUAGCGAAUCCGAACUUGUUCAAGACGUCAUCUCCGUCUCCGGACCGACGCAAUGUAUCUUUCCAGCAGAAUUUCCCAGCCGAAAUGGAUGAUCUUUAUGAAGCGUCUCAACCCAAUGCGCGCGCUCCCUUUGGUGGAAGCAAAUCCAGCAAGUGGCAGCCGCUCUCGGCGGCUGACCCGUCGCCCGUGGUGGAGAACGAUCCGUUCAGCUUGGGAGACAGUGAAGAUGAGAAAGAGACAAAGCAGAAAGACCACGCAGAGGAUGGGGAACGUAUCAAGCAAGCUACGGCCGAAGCCAUGGCUGGCGAGAUCGGGGAAGAGUUGAAUGGUGAUAAUAAGGCGAAGUGAUUCAAAUGGUUAACCUUAUCCUUUCCAAGUCUGAAACACCC